Messenger RNA from Stylonychia lemnae, 1440 nucleotides. The record is from the annotation of a GenBank genome assembly. NCBI's taxonomy places the organism in Eukaryota, Ciliophora, Spirotrichea, Sporadotrichida, Oxytrichidae.
AUGCUAUGUACUAUUGGAGGAAUAGGAGGAGGUGGUGCUGUAGUUCCAUUACUUAUGUCCUUCUUUAAAUUCGAAACAAAAGAGGCAAUCGCAAUAUCAGGAUUUAGUAUAUUUGUUUGUUCUCUUACAAGGUUCAUAUUUAAUUUCAAAUAAAAGCACCCGUAGAAGGAUGUAGUUGCGAUUGAUUAUGGAUUAGCUUCAGUGAUGUUUCCUUCUGUAAUUUUUGGCAGUUUCAUUGGAGUUAUGAUAAAUGUAAUCUUCCCAAGUUUAUAUCUGCAAAUAUUGCUGACUUUAUUGCUAAUAUUCCUAACAUAUGAUUGCACUAAAAAGGCUAUUGUAAUUUUCAAAAAAGAGAAUAGGCAAGCCAUACAAGUCAAAGAGUAACUGGAAAAUAGUUAAUCGAUAACUGAGAAAAUGAUUAAUUAAGAACAUAAUAGCGGAGGAAAAAAUAAUGAAUAAUUGGAUUAAAGCAUUAUAUAAGAUAAUAAUGAAGAUGAUAAUCUGAAAUAAAAGGAUUAAUUAAUAGAGAAAUUGUCAUCAAAGAAAAUAUUUAAAGUCGAUUUAAGCAAAGACUUUUAGAAAAAUACUUCAAAUGAAACUGAUAUCAAUCAUUCUGAAAUUCAAAAAACAAGGGACAUUAUAUUUGUUGAUGGAAGUCUAGUUAAAAAUUCAGAAAUUUAACUAUCGGUGAUUGCAACAUAAAGUUAGGUGAAAUAAGUAGAGAGAAUGAUUUAAAGAGAAAGGACUCAUUAUUAAUGGAACAAACAAGGAAUUUGCAUUCUAUUGCUUGUAGUUUAAGUCUUAAUCUCACUUUUUAGAGGAAGUAAAAAGACUCAUUCAAUUAUCGGCAUUGGAGUUUGUUCAUUCUGGGAUUGGUUCUGCUUCUCCUUCUUCUUGAUUUUUUGUGUAAUCAUAUGCUUUUUAGCAGUGAAAAAUCUCUAGAGAGAGUAAAAAUUGAAGUAAUUAGUUGGAAAGGGAUUGAUUCCUUCUGAUGUAAUCUUAAACCCAAAAAAUGUAAGAAAGCUUGUUGGAGUUGCUACUAUAGGAGGAUUAGUUUCAGGUGCUUUUGGUCUAGGAGGAGGUACAAUAUUCAAUCCGCUUUUGUUAAGUCUAGGAGUGCCACCAGCUGUGGCUUCCUCAACUGGAAUGUACAUGAUCUUAUUUAGUAAUCUUGGAUCUAGUAUAACUUUCAUGGUUUAUAAAACUCUUCAACUAGAUUAUGGACUCUGGAUAGGAUUCUAUUGCUCUCUUAGCUCGAUUGCAGGACUUUAUAUUUUGAAUAAAGUUGUGAAAAAAUAUAAUAGGCAAUCACCGAUAGUAAUAGUUUUAGCUUUAAUGAUGGGAGUAUCAGCACUUUUCGUUCCACUUUUUGGAAUAAUUGAUUUAGUUCAGGAAUACAAAGAUGGUAUUGACAUUACUUAAUUUAACAGUUUAUGCUGA